Rattus rattus (black rat) is the source of this 1156-nucleotide messenger RNA. It is a transcript of the gene Mcub, whose product is annotated as mitochondrial calcium uniporter dominant negative subunit beta. Bases 123 to 1025 code for a protein of 300 amino acids. The transcript is spliced from 8 exons. Gene Ontology annotation, cellular component: uniplex complex; mitochondrial inner membrane. The record is from RefSeq and is a predicted model, not a curated record. Gene Ontology annotation, molecular function: calcium channel inhibitor activity. Gene Ontology annotation, biological process: calcium import into the mitochondrion; mitochondrial calcium ion homeostasis. Lineage: Eukaryota; Metazoa; Chordata; Mammalia; Rodentia; Muridae.
GAAAGGGAGAUUAUAAGCAGGAGGUCUGGACUUCUGUAAGAACUCAGGCUGCAUGGUCACCCUGGCCAUUUGGACCUUAGGUGAGGGGCCCAUUCUGGGCUGUAGCUGUGAAGGUUUCAUGUAUGAAACUCUAUGGAAAUCCAAAAUACCACCAAGCACUCCAUUAUGGAACAGUGACGUCACAGGACGAAAUAACAGUUAAUUAUAGACAUGGUCUUCCCUUUGUAACCCUCACCCUGCCAUCCAGAAAGGAACGCUGCCAGUUUGUGGUGAAGCCAAUGUUGUCGACAGUAGGCUCAUUCCUUCAGGAUUUACGGAAUGAAGAUAAAGGCAUCAAAACUGCAGCCAUGGUCACGGCAGACGGCAGUGAGAUUCCAGCCUCAACAUUGAUGGACACCUUGCUAAUGAAAGACUUUAAGCUCGUCAUCAACAACCUACCAUAUGACAUCCGGCGUCACGAGAAAGAAAGGCCAAGCGAAGAGCACAGGACCGAGCUGGAAAACACGAAGUGCUUGGUUCACAGACUCUUUACCAUCCUGCAUUUAGAAGAGGUCCAGAAGAGUCGAGAGCGCCAUCUGAUGGCGAAGAUCGACCACCUGCAGGAACAGCUGCGGCCCCUGGAGCAGGUCAAAGCUGGAAUAGAAGCUCGGUCAGAAGCCAAAACCAGCGGUCUCCUGUGGGCAGGCUUAGCUCUGCUCUCUGUGCAGGGUGGGGCACUGGCCUGGCUUACUUGGUGGGUGUACUCCUGGGAUAUCAUGGAGCCAGUUACGUUCUUCCUUACGUUUGCCAAUUCCAUGGUCUUUUUUGCAUACUUCAUCGUAACUCAGCAGAACUACACUUACGAAUCCCUUCGCAGCAGGCAGUUUCUCCAGUUCUUCCACAGGAAGUCACGGCGGCAGUGCUUUGAUGUGGAACGAUACAACAAGCUAAAGGAGGACCUGGCUGAGGCUACAGAAUCCCUGGAGAACGUGCGCCACUCCCUCCGCUUGCGACUUCAAGGACAGGAAGUCAGCGAGAAGAACUAACCUCCCACUUUUAGUCAUCAACAGGCUAUGUGCUGGUUUUAUAGCUUACCAAGUGGAUGUUUCUAAGGCCGCGUUCAUUUCUCUUGGCAUUUUCAGAUACAGUUUGGUUAAUAAAUUUGUGUGAAACAGAA